AAUGCAAUGAUAAUGAAAUGGAACCACCCCUCUCCCUCUCUCUCUCUCUCUCUCUCUCUCUCUCUGGGGCUCUGGGGAAACCGCCUUCUCUCCCGUCAGAGAUUCUUUGUUUUGUUAUGCGACGCCCCGACCCCGAUGCCUCGCUCUCCACCAUCCGAUCCCUCUCUCUCUCUCUCUCUCUCUCUCGCUCGCUCUAGGAAGAGAGCGACCGGAAACAAGAAAAGAAAAACAACGAUAAAACGAUAAUAGGAAAAGAAAAAUCGUAUUCUCGGACACGGGGGUAGAGUCAUAUUCCGUUUCUUGAUUCUAUUUAGAUCCCAUAUUCUCACCCCCCCCCCCCCUCUCCCCACACCCUUCCCUUUCCCCUUGUUCGGAUCUCUCUAUGCGCGCCUCGCAGCAAGCUCCAUAUAACCCUCCCCUGUCCUUCCAGACUCAUCAGAGAGAGAGAGAGAGCGACCCAUAAACAGUAGAAAGGGAGAGAGAGAGAAGGAGGAGGAAAGAGAAGGGGAGAUAGGGGAGGCAUGAAUAAUAGUCAUCAUCAGUUCCAGAAAAUGCAGAGCCACAUGGAAGCUUUGGAGGAAGAGAAGCGCAAGAUACAAGUCUUCCAGCGCGAGCUCCCUCUUUGCUUGGAGCUUGUGAACCAAGCGAUCGAGUCGUGCAGGCAGCAGUUAUCUGGGACGACCACGGAGUACAUGCAGGGAGGCCAAUCCCAGUGUUCCGACCAAACUUCGACUGAUGGUCCGGUUUUGGAGGAAUUCAUUCCUAUCAAGAGAAUUUGCUCGGCUUCUGAUGAUGAAGAAGAAGAAGAAGAAGAAGAAGAAGAAGAUGAGCAACAUUCGCACAAGAAGCCUAAGAGCGACAACGCCACUGAUAAAAAGAAAUCUGACUGGCUCAGAUCUGCUCAGCUGUGGAAUCAGACCACCCCAGGUCCCCCUCUUCAACAGGAGUCUACACCGAGAAGGGUAUCGGUGGUGGAGGUGACGAGAAAUGGCGGGGCUUUUCAGCCUUUCCUUAGAGAAAACAAGAGUCCCGUGAAGACCACCAGUCAAGAUAAUGAUCAUCAGAACAAAAUCAACCAAUCUCUGGUCGAAUUACGUUCGCCGGUCCCGGCUGCCGCCACGAGCUCGACGGCGGACACCACGAAGUGCAACGGCAACGGAAGCAGGAAGGAGGACAAGGAAGGGCAGGCUCAGAGGAAGCAACGGCGGUGCUGGUCGCCGGAGCUGCACCGGCGGUUCUUGCAAGCCCUUCAACAGCUUGGUGGUUCACAUGCUGCAACCCCGAAGCAGAUCAGGGAUCUGAUGAAGGUGGAUGGGCUUACUAACGACGAAGUCAAAAGCCAUUUGCAGAAAUACCGGCUGCACACCAGAAGGCCGAGCCCGACCAUCCAGCACAACAGCAACCCUCAAGCCCCUCAGUUCGUGGUGGUGGGGGGCAUAUGGGUCCCGCCGCCGGAGUACGCGGCGGUGGCCGCCGCCGCCGCCUCCACGACGACCACGUCCGGGGAGGCGCCGAAGCCCGCCGCCGCCGCCGCCGCCCCGGCCGGGGUCUACUCGCCGCUGGCGAUGGCGCCGCAGCAGCAGAGGAACCCAUCCAAGGACCGCUCGCCGUCGCAUUCGGAAGGGAGAGGGAGCCACAGCGCCGGGGAUGCGCAUUCUAAAUCGCCGUCUACGGCUUCUUCCACUCAUACCGCCGCGUCUUCUCCUGUGGAUUGAUUUCGAUUCUUUCCUUCUUGUCUUAGUGCAGAGAGUGAACCCAAAAAAAAAUAAGAAAAA
Messenger RNA from Syzygium oleosum, 1775 nucleotides. Its product is annotated as transcription factor HHO2-like. The transcript is spliced from 5 exons. Gene Ontology annotation, biological process: regulation of DNA-templated transcription. Gene Ontology annotation, molecular function: DNA-binding transcription factor activity; DNA binding. The record is from RefSeq and is a predicted model, not a curated record. The coding region runs from base 522 to 1715 and encodes 397 amino acids. Lineage: Eukaryota; Viridiplantae; Streptophyta; Magnoliopsida; Myrtales; Myrtaceae.